This is a messenger RNA of Rhagoletis zephyria (snowberry fruit fly), 597 nucleotides long. The record is from RefSeq and is a predicted model, not a curated record. Lineage: Eukaryota; Metazoa; Arthropoda; Insecta; Diptera; Tephritidae.
AUGACAGUCAAGAGUAUGCAGAUAGAAGACGAGCACGAGGUUGCCGAUGAGAUGGCCUCCGAUUCCACGAAAAUGAACGGCUUGCCGCCCAAAAGCAAACAAGGAGUCAUUGAGCUUGGAGAUGUGACACCCCACAACAUUAAACUCUUGCGUCGGUUAAAUCAGGUCAUCUUCCCCGUUAGCUACAACGAUAAGUUCUACAAAGAUGUCCUCGAAUCUGGUCCACUAGCUAAGCUAGCUUUUUAUAACGACAUCAUGGUGGGCGCCGUGUGCUGCCGCAUUGACACCACCGAUCCAAACGCCCGUCGCUUGUACAUCAUGACACUAGGCUGUCUGGCUUCGUACCGGCGUCUGGGAAUCGGCACUGAAAUGGUCAAACACGUGCUCGACUACGUCUCCUCCAAGGACAGCAACUUUGACAGUAUCUUCCUUCACGUUCAAGUCAACAACCAGGACGCCAUCGAGUUUUAUCAAAAGUUUGGCUUUAAAAUUCUCGAGACGCGAAAGAACUACUACAAGCGCAUUGAGCCUCCAGAUGCGCAUGUCUUGUCGAAAAGCCUAAAAAAGAACUGAAGGCUUUCCUCCCUUUCCAUUUGA